This is a messenger RNA of Drosophila innubila, 420 nucleotides long. RefSeq lists its product as uncharacterized. The record is from RefSeq and is a predicted model, not a curated record. Lineage: Eukaryota; Metazoa; Arthropoda; Insecta; Diptera; Drosophilidae. The transcript has 2 exons. Bases 50 to 388 code for a protein of 112 amino acids.
UGACAUACACAUAUAUAUAUAUAUAUAUAUAUUUACAUAUAUCUGUAUAAUGUUGCUCAAGGAUCAGCCGACAUUUAAAGAGGUGGCAAAAGUAUUUAUAGUUGGAUUGGCACUACGCUCCUAUAUAGCCGAUGGCGAUAACGAUGGCCAACAGCGUCGCACUUGCUUCGGACACGAGCUCUCCCGACGCAUUUGUCUGGCCGCGAAUCGGCAUCGGCCGAGCGCACGACAUCGGUUCCUCAAGUUCGUGUCGCCGGAACGUGUCAAGGAUUACGAUGUGAGGCACAGGCAGCGAUCGAUGGAGCACGGCCAAAAGACACUAGAGAUUGCCACCCAAAGGGGCAACAAUCGAGGAGCAGGCGAUGCACAGCCGACUUUAAAGCAAUAGUAAUAAAAUAAUCAUAAAAAUAAUAACAAAAA